Oncorhynchus nerka (sockeye salmon) is the source of this 675-nucleotide messenger RNA. It is a transcript of the gene mymk, whose product is annotated as myomaker, myoblast fusion factor. The record is from RefSeq and is a predicted model, not a curated record. NCBI's taxonomy places the organism in Eukaryota, Metazoa, Chordata, Actinopteri, Salmoniformes, Salmonidae. Gene Ontology annotation, cellular component: membrane.
AUGUGCGGGGACACAGCCAUCUCUAUCUGGGUCACACUGAUAGGUGAAUGUAAACAGCAUCGUAUCCUGACACUUUCCAUGUUUGGGGUGUUGACCUGUGCUGGGAUCUACCAGGACCAUUGGAUCUACUCUGGACCAAUAGGAUCAGCAGUAUUCAUAAUCACUGUCAGGGUUUUACAGAAAAUGAAAGAGAUAAAGGACCUCUACCAUAGACGUGUAUAUACCCAACUGGUGGGACCAGGAUGCUGCUUCGGUGCCCUGACUCUGAUGCUCCGGAUCUGAUUUUUACACGAGUGGGAAUAUGCCUAUGUCCACAGUUUCUAUCACCUGUCUAUGGCUGUGUCCUUCGUGUUGCUACUACCCAAGAUGAACCGCUAUGCAGGGACAGAUGACCCUGCCAAGCUCAGCUGCUACAUCCUUUUUACCUCAACAAUGCACAUGGUUUCACCACCCUUUUCUGCUUCUACGAAGGAGAAGGACAAGAAGACCCCGUCUCUAACCAUUUGGACCAUUCCCACUGAACGGCCUUGGACACGGGCCUGCAGCUCACCAACUCUCUCUCUGUACAACCCACCUAGUACACUCGUUAAGAAAGGACUGGACUUCAGCAGCACUAAACCUGUUCACAAAGGACUGAACAUCAGCAUGCUCAAAGAACAGAAUGGCUGGAAGUGA